AUGGUAAGAACUUGUGUAAGUUUUCGAGGCAUCUGGCUAUUUACAAAGUUUAUAUACUAUUCUUCAUAUAAGUCCCAAUUCUCUCCUCCAUAUAUCUAUGAUUCUAUUCUUCAUACAAUUCACCACCUCACUCGUUUAUCUAGGUCAGAGAUGUAUAACACCAAUACCUCCUGGCUUCGUCUGCCCCCUGAGAUACGGCACGAGGUGCUUCGUAUUCUGCCAGGUCUUGGAAGUGAUUGCAGCCUACUUGCCACCGUUUCGCUAGAGUGGCAGUCUGUCAUUGAGUCCCUCAAUUUUGCUAAGAUCAGCCUGACGCUACCACGCCUCUUUAACCCUGACACUAAAGCUAUUCUCUUCCGCAAGAGAAGUCUUAUCCGCUACAUAUGGUUUCGUGUGGAACUGCAACAGUGCAACUGUGGACUGUGUGCACCAGAAAACCGAGACGAUUGGGGGUUGAAAGAUGCUGAUAACAGAUUGAUCGUGGAGGCUUUUCAGAGUUUGUUCUUAACGCUUAGCACAUGGGAGCCUCGUGGUGAUUUGGUUCUCGACAUUAGCGUUUACUCGCCAAGCGAUAGACGCCACUGGUUUAAGUAUCUCAGCUUCCACCCAGAUACCCAACUUGGCGAUUGUUUAUCGCUACAGCGCAGCAGACAUGAGCAAGAGGUUCUUAUUGACGACCCAGCUCAUGGCUGGGCUGCCGGGCGGCAAAUAGUUGCUCCCAACUUAAACGCUAUCUAUAAGGUAUUUGACGAAAUCAUGGGCGAGGGACCAUUCGAGGCCGAGGAACUGGAGAUGCAGUGGUGGCAAACACUACCACUCGUCCCCGCCAUUACGGUUGUGCUCCUCCGUCAGCAAACUCGCCGGCGUUGGAAGCCCGUUGCCCUCGCGAACAUGCUCACACGCUUCCCUAAUCUGGCGGAGCUUUGCUACGAGCCAUGGAGAGAGUGGACUGAAAUAGUCCGACAAACCGAUAAACGCAACCAGACACUGAUUGAACUGCUUCCUGAGACUAAACUACUAAAGCUAACGAUUUUCGAAAAUUCCAACCAGACAUACGCGGAAAAACAUGUUGAGUGUCCCGCCAUCAGGGUGCCAACUCCUGCCGUGAGCCACGAACUUGCAAGAGCCAGUCUGCAGCUCGCGACGCUGUCAGGCUCAUUCAUGGUUGACGCUAGCUACUUCUUCCAGGCGUGCAAAGACUCGUGGGAGUGGGGAAAUCUCACGCGUUUAGCACUAACAUCGAGGGUACUCACCGACGGUGCGAAUGUUGCCGACGUCAACGAUAUGCUGCGAGACGCUGCGGCUGCUGCACUGAAGAUGCCAAAGCUUGAGACGCUGGAACUUUGGAACGGUAGAAAAGGCGUGGCAAUGCUUUUCCGUUACCAGAAGUCCCGAGAUAAGCAAUCUGCUAUCAUCACGGUACGGGGCACAUUCGAGCUUGCUCUGGAGUCUACAGUCACGCAAGCUUGGGACGCGGUCGCACUCCGGCAUCGCCACGGUAGCGUUUUCGUUCAAAGCUUCUUGAUAGAUCCAGGUAAUAUCCGAUGCCAUGGCGAUGCAAUAUGUCAGCUGCGACUCUCAACGGAAGUAAUCAGACCUGUCUCGCUACAACAGAUCCUCGAAGAGCAUGAACUUCGGAUGGGGCUGAAAAAAGGGACAAGUUCGUAA
This is a messenger RNA of Colletotrichum truncatum, 1668 nucleotides long. The record is from RefSeq and is a predicted model, not a curated record. NCBI's taxonomy places the organism in Eukaryota, Fungi, Ascomycota, Sordariomycetes, Glomerellales, Glomerellaceae.